Kwoniella shivajii is the source of this 2790-nucleotide messenger RNA. RefSeq lists its product as uncharacterized. Gene Ontology annotation, cellular component: small-subunit processome; 90S preribosome; nucleolus. NCBI's taxonomy places the organism in Eukaryota, Fungi, Basidiomycota, Tremellomycetes, Tremellales, Cryptococcaceae. Gene Ontology annotation, molecular function: U3 snoRNA binding; protein binding. The record is from RefSeq and is a predicted model, not a curated record. The transcript is spliced from 7 exons. Gene Ontology annotation, biological process: endonucleolytic cleavage in 5'-ETS of tricistronic rRNA transcript (SSU-rRNA, 5.8S rRNA, LSU-rRNA); endonucleolytic cleavage to generate mature 5'-end of SSU-rRNA from (SSU-rRNA, 5.8S rRNA, LSU-rRNA). The coding region runs from base 1 to 2790 and encodes 929 amino acids.
AUGAACGGCCAAUCGUCGAGACGAGCUCUCAAGACGAGCUUUCGUGCAUCGCCCAAAUCUAUCAAGCCUAUCUAUACUGGAGGACCGGUCGUGUUAACAAAAGAUGGACAAUGGUUGAUCACCACCAUGGGUGAAGAGGUAUUAGUGACAGAGGUAAAGACCGGUCUAGCUAUUGCUAAAGUACGAGGGGACUCUACACCUAUUACCUCUUUGGCCCUUUCGUAUCAUACUGAGCCGCCUACUCUUAUCACAGCUCAUGCUUCCAUGACCUUACGCUAUUACCCGCUUCCUGCUUCUGCUCCUCUCGCUUCAGUCCCAAAACCCCCUCUUCUCACCUAUUCUCGAGCACUAUCCAAAGCUCAUUCAGCCCCUAUCCUUAUUUCGACCGUGUCACCCGACUCUACACUCCUUGCAACUGGUUCUUCGGAUGGUGUGGUCAAGGUAUGGGAUCUUGAAGGGGGAUAUGUCACUCAUCUUUUCCGUGGACAUGGUGGACCUGUAUCAGCAUUACAUUUCAAUUUCCCAAUCAUCGAAGGAGAAGAACGUCGGCGAAUGGAACUUGUUACUGGAUCAACAGAUGCCAGAGUAAGAAUAUUCGACUUGAGAGACGCUAGCGCUCGGGUCGUGGGAGGUGGAAAUGCUGUCAAACCUAAAGCCGUAUUAGAAGGACAUGUGAGCGUUGUAAGAGGAAUAGACGUCACGCCCGAUGGCAGAUGGGCUGUCACAGGUGGUAGAGAUAAAGUUGUCCUCGUUUGGGAUAUGCUAUCUGGAGAGAAUAUUGGACAGUCUUCUAAAAAGUCCGGUAAAGGUAAAGCUACUGCAGCCGGUACACCAAAGCUAGUCCAAACGAUAAUAGCUCAAGAACAGGUGGAAUGUCUUGGCUUGCUGCCGAUCGAAGAACCAGUGGCUGGAUCAGCCAACGGAAGACUGCUCUGCUAUACAGGUGGAGACAGGGGAAUUGUCAGAAUAUGGGAUGUCCUCAAGGGUCAAGAGAUAGGCUCGAUGAAAGGUGUAGAAGGGGUUGACGAGGCAGAAGUGGAUGAGGAUGAGCAAAGAGGGGUGUUGAACGUAAUAUAUGACUCCACAUCAUCGUCUCUUGUUUCGGUUCAUGCCGACCAGAAUAUCAUUUUCCACUCCCUCUCUUCUUCCCAAGCUAUACGUCAAAUUGUAGGGUUUAAUGACGAGAUAGUCGAUUCUAUAUUCCUCAACUCAACAUCCUCUUCUUCCCACACCCAUCUUGCUCUCGCUACCAACUCAAACUUGAUUCGUUUAUAUUCCACGUCGACGUUUGAUGUCCGUCUCCUCUCCGGCCACAAAGAUAUGGUGUUAUGCUUGGACAAGUCAGCGGAUCACCAAUGGCUUGUCAGUGGAAGCAAGGAUCAAACUGCAAGGGUAUGGGCACCUACGCCAGAUGGCCAAGGUUGGAAAUGCGUUGCAAUAUGUGAAGGUCACGCAGAGAGUAUAGGUGCUGUAGCGCUAUCGCGGAAGAUGGAUGAUAAAGGCAAAUCCGGAAGGUUUUUGUUCACAGCAAGUCAAGAUCGAACCAUCAAAAUGUGGGAUUUGACAUCACUUCCUCUGGAUCCCUCUGACAUGCCCGAGGAACCUAUUAAACCUCGAUCUAUGGCUACAUUGAGAGUGCAUGAGAAAGAUAUCAAUUCGCUAGAUCUAUCGCCAAACGACAAGUUUUUGGCUUCCGGUUCUCAAGACAAGUUGGUCAAGAUCUUCCAUGUUGAUUUUGAUGCUUCUUCAGGCGCUGGUUCUGGCUCAUUGAAGUUGGCGGGAACAUGUAAGGGUCAUCGAAGGGGUGUUUGGUCAGUAAGAUUUAGCAAGACAGAUAGAGUGGUAGCGAGCGCAGCGAAUGAUAAAACUGUUAGAUUAUGGAGUUUAGACGACUUUUCGUGUUUGAAAACAUUCGAAGGACACACCAAUGCCGUUCUCCGUGUCGACUUCUUGAGUAACGGUAUGCAGUUGAUCACCUCUGCGCGUGAUGGCUUGGUCAAACUGUGGAACAUCAAAGACGAGGCAUGUGUGAAAACACUCGACAAUCAUGAGGACCAGGUAUGGGCACUAGCCAUAUCGAGUGACGAGAAGACGAUUGUCUCUGCUGGUUCUGAUUCUGUUGCUACUUUCUGGGAGGAUUCUACUGAAGUCGAACAAGCGGAGAAGAAUGAAGCCUUGGUCAAGGCAGUGCAAAGCGAGCAAGAUUUCACCAACUACAUCGCUUUGAAGGAUUAUCGUCGCGCCAUUCUUCUCGCUUUAUCGAUGUCCCAACCCGGUCGAUUGUUGCAUCUGUUUAGGACUUUGAUCAACUCACCUACUCCAGCAGAAGGCAGUAUCAUCGGCUCAUUAGAAGUGGAUGAAGUCAUUCGAACGUUGCCAGGAUUAGAUCUUGUUCGUUUACUGAAGUUUAUCAGAGAUUGGAAUGCCAAUGCCCGUACAUCACCUAUAGCUCAGGUGAUCCUACAUGCUAUACUCAAACUCCGAUCGGCGGAAGACAUCUUGGCUGCUUUCGAUUCUGCUGGUAAGAUCCCUUCACUCAAUCCUGCAGAUGAAGAGGAAGGUGAAGCAGAUGAAGGUGUGGAGAAGAAGAAACUUACCAAAGCGGAAAAACUCGCCGCUCCUAUUGGAAUUAAAGAACUUUUAGAUGGAUUGAUACCUUAUUCUGAGCGACAUUUCUCAAGAAUAGACAAGUUGGUCCAAGAAAGCUAUAUGCUCGAUUACGUUCUUGGAGAGAUGGAUGGAGGGUUAUUCGGUGGAGAGGUCAUGGAUAUUGAUGGUGUGGAUGUUUGA